AUGUGGGUUUUCGGCUAUGGGUCCCUCAUCUGGAAGGUGGAUUUCCCCUAUCAGGACAAACUGGUCGGGUCCAUCACAGGCUACAGCCGGCGCUUCUGGCAGGGCAGCACCGACCACCGCGGGGUCCCCGGCAAGCCUGGAAGAGUUGUGACUCUUGUUGAAGAUCCUGGGGGUUGUGUAUGGGGUGUUGCAUACCGACUACCAGCAGGAAAAGAAGAGGAAGUGAAAGCAUAUCUGGAUUUCAGAGAGAAAGGAGGCUACAGGACUACAACAGUCAUUUUCUACCCAAAAGAUCACACCAUGAAACCAUUCAGUGUACUAUUAUAUAUUGGAACAUGUGAUAAUCCUAAUUACCUUGGUCCAGCCCCUCUAGAAGACAUUGCUGAACAGAUUUUUAAUGCAGCUGGUCCUAGUGGAAGAAAUACUGAAUAUCUUUUUGAACUUGCAAAUUCCAUCAGGAAUCUUGUGCCAGAAGAUGCAGAUGAGCAUCUCUUUUCCUUGGAAAAAUUAGUAAAAGAACUUUCUGAACGAAAACAGAACCUCAAUUGCAUAUAAAGAGAUAAUCAUUGAUUUUGCAAACAAACAUUGCAUCUUCAGGGUAAUGGUUUCUCCUACAUGUCAUUUAUAAUCUUUUUCUUAAUGGUGUGUUCAAAUAACAUAGUUUGCUAUUUGUAGUCUGCAAAUGGAAAAACUACAUACACAUCUGUGUUCAAGCAUUUGUAAAAGUCCCCAGCUAAUCAGAUUUAAAUAACGUCCAGUCUCUUAAGCUAUAAGACAGAGACUCUUUUUUUCCAUUAGGAAUAUAUUCUUGUUUAGAAAUAUACAGCUAAAGAAAUCAAUAUGCAUCCUGUUUUGAGAAUGUUAAACAAAAUACAAAUUUUAACUUUGGUGAGAAAUUUGGUGAGAAACAAGAUAACCUGAGGAUUCUUGCUAUGUUUUAGCCUUAGAAAGUAAAGUAGUUUUCUAAUAUCACAUCUUUCCCUUCACUAAUUUGGAAGCAUGAAAUAGUAGGUAAGUUUGUCCUUUGAUACAAGUGUAGAAAUAGCUGUAUCUUGCCAUCAAUUGUGGAAAAACAAUCUCUACAUCUACCAACCUGCCAAGUUAAUACUAUUUUGAAAUUACUGGAGAACCAAACUGAAACCUGAAAUUCUGUAGCAUGUAUCUAUGCUUGUAAAAUUAAUUCUGUAACAAACCAUGGUUAAAAAUGCAAAAACUUAAGACUAGCAUGUGAUUGUUAUAUAUAGUGUAAUAAACACAAAGAUUUCAGUCCUCA
Messenger RNA from Monodelphis domestica (gray short-tailed opossum), 1273 nucleotides. RefSeq names its product ChaC glutathione specific gamma-glutamylcyclotransferase 2 (gene CHAC2). Gene Ontology annotation, cellular component: cytoplasm. Gene Ontology annotation, biological process: glutathione catabolic process. NCBI's taxonomy places the organism in Eukaryota, Metazoa, Chordata, Mammalia, Didelphimorphia, Didelphidae. Gene Ontology annotation, molecular function: glutathione specific gamma-glutamylcyclotransferase activity. The record is from RefSeq and is a predicted model, not a curated record.